AUUAUUUCCCAUUUUGAUAGCACAAAAUUGAAGCUGCGAUGGAAAAUCACAAAGUUGGCAUAACUAAGCGCACUUGGAGCAGCAUUCUUGAAAACUUGACCCCAAUUAAAGGAUACAAGGUGACCCAGAGGGGAAUCAGUUGGUACCGUGGACUCUCCCAAUCCCAGAUGGCGGCGGCCAGUCGAUUGUCGGAUAUUCUGAGGGAUAAUAUGGACAAGAAGACGGUUUCGGAGGUGGCCAAGGUGAUGGUGCACUUGGGCUUGCAUCCCACGCCGCCUUGGAAAACCAUUCAUCAGGUGAUCCAACUGAGUCGAGGAAAUGAUCUGGCCUUCCUGUGGUUCCUCAUGGAAAUGUGCUACAAGUCGCCGAAUCACGGACAGACUUACAGUGCUAACGAGCAGAUUAUCAUGUCGACCAUCUUCCGUUUGGAUUUGUUUCCCACUCUCAGGGAAUUGGAUCGCUGGCUUCCAUUGCCACAUUCCUCUCAAAGAGAUAGAGAUAAAGCUGAGGUUUUGAGACAAAGAAGUCAGAGGACAAAGAAAGAAAGGGAGCAGGAACGACAGAGGGAGUUGGCCAAAAAAAGAAAGAUAUCAGCCCCCCUAUCACCUUACUUUCAGGAACCCAAUAUUCCAGGAAGAUUCCGUCAGGAACGCAAAUUUCUCUCCGAUUAUCCCGAAACUCCAGCGUGUCUUUUAGAAAUUGAUGAGGAACCUAUGGAAACCUAUCUCUGGUCCCGCUGGUUUGGCAGUUAUACCCUAAACGAAGCCCAUCGAGUGGGAAAAUCCAUUAUAUUCCAGGAAAUUAACAGUAUUUUCGAGUCCUUCAAGGCGGCCUCGUUGCCACCGCAGGAUGUGGAGUCCCUGUGUGCCCAUCAUCAGUACAUUCGGGAGAUGGAAAGAUCCCUGAAGGUCCAACUGGAAAUGCUGAAGCAGCGAAAGCGAGAAGAGCUCAUAAUGGUUAGAAAUAGAGCCGAGGAAAGGCGGCGAAAGCGGUUGAUUCAGGAGCUGGAAGAAAUGAGUGCCUGCUACUUGAAGCGAUUUCAGGACAUGGCAGCCAGGGCCAGAUUGUCCUCCACCAGGAAGCAACUCUUUGGGGGAAGUUCUAUGAAGUCCCCUGAUUGCCUAGAAUCUAAAACCAAAUGCGAUGCUUUCGAGGAGGAGAGAUGCCAAGCCUUCGAGGGGGAUAUUCCACCGGAAAGACCUGUUAUAAAAAGAAGAAGUAGUAGAAGUAGCAGAUCUAGUAGUAGAAAAAGGUUACCCAGUGGAGCAGAGUCCAAAACCAUAACUAAGACUAGAUCACGAUCUAAAAGUAGGUCCCGAUCAAGUUCCAGAAAUAGAAACAAGAGAAAAUUCAAGAGUAAGCGAACUUCUGAGAAAAAGUUUGAAAUAAUCGAGGAAAAACGGGAAACCCUUCAUCGCAAUAGUGAAUUUGCAGAUAUUAAUGUCAAGAUUUUAAAAGGAGAAACACCCAUUCUAGCAGGUUGUCUCGACUUUAAACCAGAACCAUUAAACUGCGCCAAGUGUCAUAUGUACAAUCCAGAAAAGGGUUUACCUAUAGAGAGAACCCUACAACAGCGACCCAGUAGCCUCAUGCAGUUUCUCCAACUUUGCUCCAAUGAAGAGGAUGAGAAGGAGGUUUCGGAACUCAUUUCUCCUCCUCUUCAAGAACCCAAGCUCUUAGAACUGGGACUUCCAGGAUCCAGUCGCUUCAAGUUCAACUAUCGUGAGUUGUUUGGCUCGCUGCACAGGACUCAUUUGGACGACGAAAGGAUGCGUCUGAAGGAGGCCUUUGUGCGGGCUAUCGACGAUGAUGUUCAGUACCUGAGUGCGGCUUUGGAUGGCGAGGAAGAGGGUUCCCUGGAUGCAAUGGUGGAUCGGGCAGCCAAGCGGGUUUUUUCUGAGGAUGUGAAGACCUUUCACAGGGAACUGGAGAGGCUACAGCGAAAAAGAGCCGAGGAAAUGAGAAGAGAAAAGCACAAAGAUCGCUUAAGUUUUGGUCAGGAGUUCUACGAUCCCGAGAAUAUCCCCCUUAUGAAGGAGAUGCUUCGUUUGGGUCUUGAGAAAGUGGCCCAGGAUAAGAGAUAUGUUCUGCCCACCCUGCCAGAUGUUCACUCCGUGCCCUAUCUCAUCGAAUGGAUACGUCUGCGUUAUGGUAAACGUUACUCGCACAAGGAAAAAGAAAGGAUUUUUAACAAGGAUAAGGUGGUAAUGGACCAAAUCACUUGGGUGAUGCGAAGCAGUCUGGUGAACAUACCCUCUCUACCAUGCGGAAACCGACUCAACGACCUGGCCAAAUUGAGGGAAGUGGCCAAAAGGCACAGGGAGCAGCACACCAAUAGAUUCCUGGAAGCCAUCAUGGAGGUGGAAAGGGUCUUCUACGCGGCCAUGAAACCACAGCUCUGCAAUUUGGCCACCGAGUCCACCUUUCUGGCCUAUUUGCCAGCCCAUUUCCACGACCUGGGCUUUACUGUUAAUAAUGAAAACGGAGAAUUGGACGUUUUCCAUUAA
Messenger RNA from Drosophila takahashii, 2507 nucleotides. RefSeq lists its product as uncharacterized. NCBI's taxonomy places the organism in Eukaryota, Metazoa, Arthropoda, Insecta, Diptera, Drosophilidae. The record is from RefSeq and is a predicted model, not a curated record.